AUGCUGGCGUACUCCCCGCGUCGCCUAUCGUCUCGUGCAGACGGUGUUCCAGCACAUGGUGACCAAAAUCAAGCUCGCGAUGCGGCUCAGAAACGUCGAGGUCGACAGCUUUGUGUGCUCGGGCGGCGUCGCGGCCAACGCGAUGCUCCGAACCAUGCUCCGCGCCCAGAUCCCGGAAAUCAGGCACUUCUACUUCCCAGAGCCGCGGCUGUGCACAGACAACGCUACGAUGAUCGGCUGGGCAGGCAUCGAGCUGUACGAGAGCGGCGUGAGGACGCCUAUCGGGAAGAGCGUCGUGCGCAAGUGGCCGCUGUGCGAGCUCGACGAGUACAAGGUCUAGCCGUGUCUAUAAAAACGCUUCCUGUAUAUUGA
This is a messenger RNA of Ogataea haglerorum, 372 nucleotides long. RefSeq lists its product as uncharacterized. Lineage: Eukaryota; Fungi; Ascomycota; Pichiomycetes; Pichiales; Pichiaceae. Bases 1 to 372 code for a protein of 123 amino acids. The record is from RefSeq and is a predicted model, not a curated record. The transcript has 2 exons.